Molecule: messenger RNA, 1588 nt
Organism: Populus euphratica (Euphrates poplar)
Lineage: Eukaryota; Viridiplantae; Streptophyta; Magnoliopsida; Malpighiales; Salicaceae
Product: acyl-CoA--sterol O-acyltransferase 1-like
Exons: 1
Coding region: 343-1500 (385 amino acids)
Biological process (GO): lipid metabolic process
Source: RefSeq, a predicted model, not a curated record
CUGUCGUACAGGUUGACCUGUUGUCUCAUUCAGCCAUAACUCAGUCGACGAGAGCAAUUAGUACUCCACCUAUAUUGCUAGCUAUAAUAAUAUCGACCAUGCGAAUAGCAGCAGCCAAGUCAAGCAGGGAACUGACGGCUAAAGAAGGUGGUUCAAAAUAUCGCUGGAUAUGGUUGAGGCAGGGACACUACUGAUAGUCAAGAAUUUAGAAAGACUGGGAGUGGUAGCUGGUGUUUAAUGAGAGAGUCUGAGAGGUGAGUUGAGCCACUUCCUUUAACAUUGGCAACUUCACAAAUAUAGAAUGCAAGAGCCUCCUUUAACAAUCACAUCUUGAGAGUGAAAAUGGGAGCUGAUUUGAGCAGCUUUCUCUUGGUAUGGGUAUCAGCUGUGGCAUUACUCUGCUACUGUCACAAGAUAGGUCAAUUAGCCCACAAAGGCACAACCAGGCUUCUUGCAAUCUUGCCAGUCGUAUGCAUCUUUCUUGUCAUGCCUCUCAGUAUCCUUAAUCUGAGUCUAAGAGCUAUUACUUCUUUCUUAUUUUGUUGGCUUGCCAACUUCAAGCUCCUUCUCUUUGUCUUCGAUCAAGGCCCUCUAUCAUCCAACCCGCCCCUCUCCUUGCCACAUUUCCUUGCCUUUGCUUGCUUUCCUAUCAAGAUUCAACAAGACCCUACACCAACAGUAUCACCUCAUGAUCAAGAGCUUGUAAAUGUUGAUGAUAAUCAAGAUCUUGAGAAGCUCGUGAAUGUUGAAAACAAAGACACCCCAUCUCAAAAAAUCGCCCCAAAAGGCCUUAAAUCUCAUCUAAACUACGCCUUGAAGUUUUUCCUACUAGUCAUAUUUGGUUUCAUCUAUACCAAGGAAGACUAUGUCCAUCCAAAAUUUAUACUGUUCCUCUAUGUUAUCCACAUUUAUAUUGCUCUAGAAUUAAUCUUGGCCAUGUUUGGAGCCCUAGCUCGAGCCUGUCUCGGUGUAGAACUCGAGCCACAAUUUGAUGAGCCAUACCUCGCCAGCUCUUUGCAAGACUUCUGGGGUAAGAGAUGGAACCUAAUGGUCACUAGCAUCCUGCAUCCAACUGUAUACAGUCCAAUCCGGUCAACUUUUAGCCAUUGGAUUGCAAAAACGUGGGCUUCAUUACCAGCUGUGAUGGGUACAUUUUUGGUCUCUGGUCUCAUGCACGAGCUGAUUUUCUACCACAUUGGACGCCAAAAGCCAAAGUGGGAGGUCACAUGCUUCUUUCUCUUGCAUGGUUUUUGCUUGGAUAUUGAAAUAGGUAUUAAGAGAGUAAUAAAGGGUACAUGGGGGUUGCCUAGAGUGGUGGCAGCACCUCUUGUGGUGGGGUUUGUGGUGGUUACUGCCAUGUGGUUGUUCAUGCCCACCGUGGUUCGUUGCAAGAUUGAUGCUGAGGCACGGAUGGAGACUAUUGCUUUCAUUAAUUUUGUGGAAGGUGUUUAUAUCUACUUGAAAGAUGUUUUCAUAGAUCAUAAUGAUCAUAAAUUUUAGACUAGCUAGUAAUUUUGUCACAAAAAUCAUUAGUAGUUGAAGCCAGAACUUGUAUCGGCAAGCACAUUUAUAAAAAUCUUAGACUGGU